AUGGCAAACUCAACUGAAUAUGAAAACAGCGCAAGUGCGACUGAAGUAACUUUAUGGAAUGCUUAUUCAACGAGCAUGGCAAUUCUUGCAGGCAUCAAUAUUUUUCUCGCCAUCAUCACAUCUCUUGUCAACACUUUGAUCGUGAUUGCUCUUCAUAAAGUGAGGUCCAUUUAUCCACCAACAAAACUGUUAUUUCGAUGCCUGGCAGUCACCGAUCUUUUGGGUGGACUUAUCUCUCAACCACUGUAUGUUACUAUUCUCUUUCCCCGGUUCACAACUUGGAAUGUGAAUGUCGCAAUUCCGCGUGCAGACGAUUUCUUCUUUGGUCUGCUUCCUGCAGUAUCACUCCUUACAUCAGCCGCCAUCAGCCUGGACAGACUCCUUGCCCUGUUGUUAGGCCUGAUAUAUAGACACACUAAGACAUUAAGACGAGUUUGGGUGGUUAUAGUUUGUAUUUGGUUGAUUAGUGCCCUUCCAGCAACAUGCGUUAUAUUCUCUGAAUAUCCAAAACUAUACGACAUAUCCUUUUGGUUAUUCUCUUCCUUGUUAACAUUUUCCUUGCUAGUUUCAGUAUUCUCUUACGCGAAGAUAUUUAAAACCCUUCGUUAUCGACAAGUUCAGGUUCAUUGCAAUACUCAACAAAAACAGCGGCCAAAUGGAGGAGGGAAUCAACUGAACAUAGCUCGAUACAAGAAGACAGUGUACAGCAUAGCAUGGGUGCAGUAAGCUUUACUUAUUUGCUAUUUUCCUUAUAUCUUAAUCAGAUGGUUGAGUGUUAAACCAUCCUAUUCGACUGAAAUAUAUAUUCUUUCGGAAUUAUUCGUGACUCUCAUUUAUUUAAAUUCUUCUUUAAACCCAGCUCUUUAUUGUUGGAGGAUCAGAGACGUCAAACAAGAAGUGAAGAACAUCAUCCGCAAGAUUUUCCGUUGCUUUUAA
Molecule: messenger RNA, 936 nt
Organism: Porites lobata
Lineage: Eukaryota; Metazoa; Cnidaria; Anthozoa; Scleractinia; Poritidae
Source: the annotation of a GenBank genome assembly